AUGGAUAUAAGCUCUACUAUCAACCUCAAGCUAGACACUGAAAUAGACUUGACGAGUGAGCCCCAAUUGGAAGAAAAGGAAGUGAAAGAAAUCCUAUCUCAGAGCUAUACUGGUGUAUUUUGAUUCCUCUUUAAACAAUCAUGAAGGGAUGUUAGAAGACAUAAAUGUCAAUAUUGACUUGGCUUUAGCUCAGUGUUCAUCACAGUAUUACUUACCCUUAUCAUUAACACUAUUAUGAGUAAUGGGCCAAUUAUUUUCCUAAGGCUUGCAGAAGGGAACGUUGGAGAAAUAGAUGCCAUCAUCGAAGCCUCAGAGAAUAUGAAAAAUACAAAAACAUCAUCCUCACUUAUCAAUCUAACCCACUUUAAUCUUCUGUACCCUGAAGAAUAUCUGUUAUCCCCUAGAAAAAGGGCAUUCGUUGAAUUUUACACACCAGAAAAUCCUAGUGUUUAUCCAAAUUCUCCAGAAACAGGGUUGCUUACCUAUACCAGCAGUCAACUCUCAGCAAUGGAAUUCAAUUACUAUAGAGAGCUUAAGCUUAUUACUAUCGACACUAGGCAAGAAAGGAAGAAUGAUUGUGGCCAUAAUUACAAGUUCAAUACACUAAGUCUCGGAGAAUGUGUAAUCAACGAUGAUUUCUCUACUUCUUAUAAAUUGAAGAAGGGUGACAAUAUAUUCCUAUCCUUCAAUAUAAGCCAAGAGCUCAAGAUUCUUUUUGAUCAUUUUAAGUUUCGGACCGGAAUAAAUCCAAGUCAAGAGCCAUAUUUUGAUACAAAUGUGAUUGCUCCAUGAAAGUUUGUUGGCAGUUUCACCAGCACAGGUGGUAAACUCCCCAACUCUGACGACUCCAAAGCCAUCUUCAUGGAACUCAAACACUUCUUCGAGUGGGUGGCUCCAUAUGUCGAAGUCGGCGAUGAAGACCCGACAAUGGCUCAGUUUAGAGAGUUUUUGAAAGGAAAUCAUUCAAGAGGGUAUGACUUUGCAGACUACGUGGUGAUGAACUUUCCGAGUCCUCGUACUGACUUCUACAAACAUUCCAGUUAUGACGAUCUACAAGAUAGUGUUAUUGGUUAUACAAAUAAAUUGAAGCAUAAGUUAGGAUUCUUCCCACAGUCGAUAAAGACAGAUCUUCUUGAAGAAUUGCAAACUCUCAAUCUAGGAUUAAUGUUCAUUGGAAUUAUUUUCACAAUAAUAUCUGUAUUAUUCGUCUCUGUCUCAGUGAUCCUGAUCUACAGCUUACUGAUGGCAACUGUAGAGGAGAAGUCGAUAGAGAUCGGUAUUUACAGGAUUUUAGGUGUAAACAAACUUGGAUUAGUCACAAUGGUACUGCUUAAAGCUUUCUUCUUUACCUUACCAGCGCUCAUCAUGGGGUUUUGAAUGAACUCCCUCAUUCUUUGGAUUCUAUUCGAGUAUGUUAUUUUCAUGGAAAUUCUUAAUAAUUUAUGCUUUAAUUUUUAGUUCUUCUGCAGGAAUUACUCCAAAGCCUGUUCCAACACUUGCAGCAAGCCUCUAUGCUUUAUUCAUAGGACUCAUCAUCCCAGUGCUAAGUUCUCUCUACCCAAUGAAGGUGAUCUUAUCAAAGACAUUGACAGAUGCUUUGAACUAUUCCACUGCUAAGACAAAGGCAGUGCUUAUCCAAAUUAUUUACUCUAAUAAUCUCAAUAAGAAGCCUUAUUUGGUUUUCGGAUCUUUAUCAGUAAUUUACGGGUUAUGCAUUUAUUACUUUCUGCCACUAGCAUUUAUUUCUCUCAAUUUCUCUCUACUGAUAACGAUUUUCUUCCUGAUCCUAGUCGGGAUGUUUUUAGGCUUGACUCUGCUGGCAUUGAAUCUGCAGAGAAUGCUUGAGGUUCUCUUCGUAUAUAUCUUUCUUUCUUAUGAACGCACAUCUACCAGACUGAUUGUUUUGAAGAAUAUGACCGCGCAUAAACCGAGAAAUCGAACAACUAUUCUGAUAUAUGCAAUUAGUGUUGGUUUCAUUAUCAUGAUCGUUGUAUCAUUUAAUUUAGAAAUACAAAGUACAGCAGCUUUAUCCCAACUUGCUCAAGGGCAUUAUCUUUAUGCAGAGACAAUAGAAAACGAAGGAUUCUCCUCUUUAGCUAUAGAAAAUCUGAUCAGAAAAUCGAAGGAUAAAAUUGAAUAUCUUGGAUAUGAAACACAUAAAUCCAAGGAUACUGCAUUAAAUUUAAAGGAGAAAAGAUUAUUUGCAAAUGACCGUCUUUCUUUGAUUAAUUUGAAUAUUGAGUUGACUGGGGUUACUCCAUUCUUCGGUCACACUCUCAUGAACAAGUAUCUCAAAAUGGAUGCCCACAACACUUCUACAUCACUGAGCAUUGUCGAGCAGCUGUACACUCCCAGAGGCAUGCAAGCAGUCGGUAUGCCUGGCCAUGUCAAAAACAAACUUGGACUUGAUCCUACCAGCUUCACAAACACACUCAGGAUCAACUUGCACACUUCACACUGGAACGUGCACUCCACUCUGAGAUGCCUCUGGAGCACUGAGUCGUUUCCUGGCAAGCAAAUGACUGCACGAGUCAACUCCAAUGGCUAUGACACAGUGGUGAGUGUCCCCAGUUUCAAGCGGUUGGUGGGUUCGACUCAAAGCAUCAAGCAUAUGCAGUUUCGGAGAAUGGCUAUUCAGCUUAAAGAACCUGACAACGUCGCUCACAUCAAAGAAAUCAGAGAUGCUCUGCAAGGGUCUGCUCUGGUCAGCUUGUCGACAGUGUAUGACCACUUGACUGACGCAGAUAGCCUGGGUGUGGCAACCAGUCUGCUCAGCUUGAUCUUCAACCUCGUCAUUGUGUCGGUGAUGGUGCUGUUUUACUUCGCACUCACUUCGUCGAUGUCAGCUAACAUGAUGGAGCAGAAAACUGAAAUCGGAGUCUUAAGAGCCAUCGGCAUCACCAAGUUCAGAAUGUACUUUCUGUACAUUUAUGAGUGAUUCAUCAUGGUAUUCACUGGCUGCAUUACCGGAGUGUUAGUUGGAACACUGAUUGGCUGGACAAUGACACUACAGCGAGUGCUGUUUACAGACAUACCAUUACCAUUUUACUUUCCAUGGACACAAGUGAUCAUAAUAUUUGUAAUGUCAGUAAUAUGAGCAGUAGUGGCCACAGUGUUGCCAGCAAGGCAAAUUCUGAGAAAGGAAAUAGCUCAAAUAUUUAGGUAA
Molecule: messenger RNA, 3166 nt
Organism: Moneuplotes crassus
Lineage: Eukaryota; Ciliophora; Spirotrichea; Euplotida; Euplotidae
Source: the annotation of a GenBank genome assembly